UUCAGAUUGUUGCGAAAGGGAUACGACUUCCAGAUCACCAAAUGCCAGGGGAACCGGAUCCAUUUCGACUGCCCAGGGAAAAAAAUAUGCUGCGAUUAAUUGACUCGGGUAGUAAUAUGUCUACUGAUCAAAUCAUUACAAGGAUCAUCGAUCACAGGAAUGAUUAUGAAAAUAGAAAUCGAAGAAAGGAGUGUCGCGAGGCUGAUAUUUAUGAGAAAAUUAAGAGUUUUAAUUUAGAUACUCUUCAAGUAAUUAGUAUCUGAUCUACGCAAUGCAUUAACUAUAGAUGAUAUUAUAUCUUCAUUUUCUGACGGUAUUUCAGUAAAAAAUUAUUGCUACCGAUAUCUAUAAAACUGGAUUCUGAAACUUAAGGAAAGCUUGAUCCUUCAUUUUGGCAUGAUUUGAAAUAAAUUCAAGGCCAUAUGAUAAUUCCUGGAAGUUUCAGAAUUCAUUGGGAAUGGUUCCCGUUUCACUUGAUUUCAUUAGAGAAGUUUACAG
Loa loa (African eye worm) is the source of this 498-nucleotide messenger RNA. RefSeq lists its product as hypothetical. The record is from RefSeq and is a predicted model, not a curated record. The transcript is spliced from 2 exons. Bases 42 to 263 code for a protein of 73 amino acids. NCBI's taxonomy places the organism in Eukaryota, Metazoa, Nematoda, Chromadorea, Rhabditida, Onchocercidae.